This is a messenger RNA of Coprinopsis cinerea okayama7#130, 333 nucleotides long. RefSeq lists its product as hypothetical. NCBI's taxonomy places the organism in Eukaryota, Fungi, Basidiomycota, Agaricomycetes, Agaricales, Psathyrellaceae. The coding region runs from base 1 to 333 and encodes 110 amino acids. The record is from RefSeq and is a predicted model, not a curated record. The transcript has 2 exons.
AUGCAGGACCGCGCCGGGGCGUGGUGGGAGGGGGAGAAGAGGGAGGGCGAUGCGGUGCUGGCUGAUGAGGGGUUUAAGAGGACGGCGAAUGGGAUGCAGUUGGCGUAUGAUGAGAAGGAUGGGGUGUUGAGGGAGAGCACGAAGGCUGCAUUGAACUCUUUGAUGCCUGGGAUGGUGCCCAGCGAGCAUUGGAGGAGGGAGGGGACCUGGCCGCGAGAGAAGACUGUGACUAACAGUGACGGGGAGGUGAUAGCAGGAACAGUCGAUACCCUAUUGGAUCUUUAUCGGGAUCUGAAUUCACACAAAUUCAUUGGUGGAGCUGAACGGGAUUAA